Aspergillus tanneri is the source of this 1842-nucleotide messenger RNA. It is a transcript of the gene MNS1B, whose product is annotated as glycoside hydrolase family 47 protein. The transcript is spliced from 5 exons. The record is from RefSeq and is a predicted model, not a curated record. Gene Ontology annotation, biological process: carbohydrate metabolic process; N-glycan processing. The coding region runs from base 1 to 1842 and encodes 613 amino acids. Gene Ontology annotation, molecular function: calcium ion binding; mannosyl-oligosaccharide 1,2-alpha-mannosidase activity. NCBI's taxonomy places the organism in Eukaryota, Fungi, Ascomycota, Eurotiomycetes, Eurotiales, Aspergillaceae. Gene Ontology annotation, cellular component: endoplasmic reticulum; Golgi membrane.
AUGCUUUUUCGCUCCCUUCUUCCCCUGACGGCUGUGGCCUUCGCCACACCUUCCGUUGCCUAUCCGAAUCUCCUGAACGAGCAGCCUCUCCUGAAACCCGAGGAGUCUCAGUCCCGCGCCGACAUCAUCGAGGAAUCCUUCGUGCACGCUUGGGAUGGCUACUACAAAUAUGCCUUCCCCAACGACGAACUACACCCCCUCUCCAACGGCUAUGGCAACUCUCGCAAUGGCUGGGGCGCAUCUGCUGUGGACGCCCUGUCCACGGCCAUUAUCAUGCGUAAUGCGACCAUUGUGAACCAGAUCCUAGACCACAUCGCCAAGAUCGACUACUCCAAGACCGACGAUAUGGUCAGCUUGUUCGAGACCACCAUUCGGUACCUGGGGGGAAUGUUAUCCGGAUAUGACCUGCUGAAAGGUCCUGCAUCCGACCUGGUCAAGGACGAGAAGAAGAUCGAGACCCUCUUGACCCAGUCCAAGAACCUUGCCGACGUUCUCAAGUUUGCCUUUGACACCCCCUCAGGGGUCCCCUAUAACAAUAUCAACAUCACGUCGCACGACAAUGAUCACGCCAAGACCAACGGUCUGGCGGUGACCGGAACUCUGGUUCUUGAAUGGACGCGUCUGUCGGACCUGACCGGCGACGACGAGUAUGCCAAUCUCAGCCAAAAGGCGGAAUCGCAUCUCUUGGACCCCCAGCCCAAGGAAGCCCAGCCAUUCCCGGGGUUGGUGGGAAGCAGCAUCGACAUCCGCACCGGGAAGUUUGCCAAUGCUCAGGUCAGCUGGAACGGUGGCGCCGACUCGUUCUAUGAGUAUCUGAUUAAGAUGUAUGUGUACGAUCCUAAGCGGUUCGGCAAGUACAAGGAGCGCUGGAUCGCAGCGGCCAAGUCGACUAUCGAGCACCUGGCGUCCAACUCCGAGACCCGGCCUGAUCUGACCUUUUUGGCGUCGUACAACAAUGGGAAUCUGGGCCUGAGCUCGCAGCACCUGACCUGCUUUGAUGGGGGCAACUUCCUGCUGGGUGGCACCGUGCUGGAUCGCGAGGAUUUCAUCGAUUUCGGCCUGAAACUGGUCAACGGAUGCCACGCGACGUACAACGAGACCCUGACUGGGAUCGGGCCCGAGAGCUUUAGUUGGAGCCCGACCAACGUGCCCGAGGACCAGAGGGGGCUGUAUGAACGGGCGGGCUUCUACAUCAGCAGCGGCGCCUACAUCCUGCGACCGGAGGUCAUUGAGAGUUUCUACUAUGCCUGGCGCAUCACCGGUGAGGAGAAGUACUGUCGCACCGACUCGGGGUUUGCGGGGCUGAUGGACGUGAACGCCAAGGAUGGCGGUGGCCGAUAUGAUAACCAGGAGAGCUUCCUCUUUGCGGAGGUGAUGAAAUAUGCGUACCUGACGCAUUCUUCCGAUGAGGAAUGGCAGGUGCAAAAGGGUGAUGGUAAUCAGCCCAGCACCGGCAACCGCAUCGCCAUUAUAUACCCCUGCACACCAGACAGUCCUAUGGCGCCGUAUUCGCUUUCUUUCAAAGAUGGGGAUACGACAACAACGGUGUUUCGAAUCGCCGAUGCCGCGACUUUUGAUUUCCUGCGUGCGUCGCAGGGCGUUGAUGUUUGGAUUGAAAAACACGGAGACCUUACCUCAUCCAUAAUUCAUCCUCCUUUGUAUCGAUUUCAAGUUAAGGUCAAUCCGGUUCCGAAUGGACUGGACAGUACGAGUACACAGCUGCAGGCACAGUUACCGCAGAGAUUGGAUCUGGGGGUCUCGGAUGUGGGAAUCGUUGGGAGACAGGUUACUGUCAUGGUGGAGGGAAGGAGGAUGGGAAUGGGGAUUGUAGGGUUUGAUUAA